Messenger RNA from Exophiala oligosperma, 2530 nucleotides. RefSeq lists its product as uncharacterized. Lineage: Eukaryota; Fungi; Ascomycota; Eurotiomycetes; Chaetothyriales; Herpotrichiellaceae. The transcript is spliced from 3 exons. Gene Ontology annotation, molecular function: ATP binding; ATP hydrolysis activity. The record is from RefSeq and is a predicted model, not a curated record. Bases 163 to 2325 code for a protein of 720 amino acids.
GUUGACUCGGACACCCAAUGGUGCAUUGACGAGCAGGCAACAGGCCCCCACUAGCGAGCAACCUAGUCGGUAUCCGUCGAUUCAACUAGGCCUACCUUUCUCUCACUUCAAAAGGUAUAUAGAGGGAGCCUUUGGACGUUCUGCGCCUCGCCUCUUGAUACCAUGAAACGUCUACCACAUAGAACAAACCGUCUAUCGUUUUUCAGAGACGACCACAUCAUGGCAUUCGCUCGAGAAGCCGGACUGAACGUGGGGCGACCACGAUCCCCCGUGGGCGGCCAGGGAAGGAGGGCGCCCGAGGCGGUGUCGAUCAACAAGACCGAAAAGGGCAAAGAGAAAGGAAACGCCGGCGAAGACGAAGGACCCAAAGAGCCAGAGGUGCCUCAGGGUAGCAUCACCCAGGCCAAGAACCUCUACUCCAAAAGGGACAACGACGGCAAAUACCAAUGGGUGACUGAAGAGCCAGACGACGCCGUCGACGCCGCCGAGAACAGCGAGACCGCCCGCUACGCUUUUCUCGUGCGGAACAAGAAAAGCUACGACAGUCGGAAGAAGUACGACAUCGACUCCAUCAUCGUCCAGUCCCCGUGGUUGAAGAAGUCACUGGGCGUGAUGUUCGAAGACUACCCGGGCAUCACGACCAAUCUGGAGCGGCUCGUCUUUCGGGCUCCGUUGCACCCGUUCGUCCACCGUUGGGAUAAGCUGCUCGCGUUGCUGGAGCAGGACGACUUUGAGGACCCCAUCGCCAAAGAACACCUCCGGCUUUUUCACGACGUCGUGUAUGAGGAGCUCAAGAACGCCAUCGCGGCAAAGCUCGACCUGGUCAAGAACGGGGUCAUCACCUUUGAGUACCUCUGGACCAUCUUCGAGCCGCAGACUCUGGUCUACAGCGUCAGAGACAACAAGGAGUGUGUCUUCAAGCUCAACUCGUCCCACACGGCUGUCGACCAGCGCGCCGGCUUGCAGUAUCUGUCCCUCGACGUCUGGUCCUGCGACUGGGACGGCACCAAGUUUGGUCGGAACAGCACCGAGCUCAAGAACUACGAGUUCUCUGGGACGACCCCGAUCAGUUCUCUGGCGGCCUUUCCCCUUGAAUUCCACCCGUCCAAGAAGCAGCUGAAGUUGUCCUUGAUCGCGCGGGGAAAGCUCUUCGAACGGUUCGCAGGCUACCACUAUCAGGCGUACCGGGGCGUCGCUCUGGGGUACGGUCGUUGCGGCAUGAUCCGACACAACAUCGAAUCCCGGGUCAUCAUCGACUGCGAGGCCCAUAAUCGAUUUCUGCCCAACUAUGCCACCUACCUCGACUCGUUGCCCCAAACCAGGCGGGUUUCGAGUGGCACAACAUCGAGCGGGACCGGGUCCGACGACGACUAUGACGAAUUCUCGUGCGACGAUACACCACCGAUCUUCCUCGGGACGACUCCCAGCUCCGGUGAACUCGAUGACGCAGGCAUCAUGAAGCAGAAGCAUCGGCCUUUGACCACACAAGAGCUGCUCCUCACUGUGCCGUACGUCAAAGGGUAUGCUAUCAAGAACAAGAAGUGGUUGUGGUUCUACGUGGACCAGAUUGAGCCAAUCAAGUUCGCCGACAAUGCGUUCUCUUCGCUCGUGCUCCCAUCGGAGCAAAAGUCGCUGAUUCGCGCCUUUGUGGAAUCCCAAGUGAAGUACAAGAACGAUUUUGACGAUGUCAUCGCCGGCAAAGGUCGGGGAAUGAUCAUGCUCUUGGCGGGCCCGCCGGGCGUGGGAAAGACUCUGACGAGCGAGAGUGUGGCCGAGGACAUGCGUGUGCCAUUGUACUGCAUGAGUGCUGGGGACCUGGGUUUGGACCCGUCGGGUAUUGAAGAAUCCCUGAACCUCGUGCUGGACAUGGUCAGCAAGUGGAAUGCCGUGUUGCUGCUCGACGAAGCAGAUGUCUUCCUCGAAGCACGCAGUUCCAAUGACCUUGAGAGAAACAAGAUGGUCUCCAUCUUCCUGCGUGUUUUGGAAUAUUACGAGGGAGUUUUGUUCUUGACCACCAACCGAAUCCGCAAUAUCGACGCCGCUUUCCACUCUCGGAUCCACGUCACCAUCAACUACCCCAAUCUUUCCAUUGAUUCCCGUCGGCAUGUGUGGCAGACGUUCCUCGGAAAAGACAGCAGCGUGACUGAGAAAGACAUUGAUCGUCUAGCUUCGGUGGACCUGAACGGCCGACAAAUCAAAAACAUGCUGAAGACGGCACAGAUGCUUGCACGAAGCCAGGAACAAGGAAAUGGCGAACGUGGAAAGGUGGGCAUGAAUCACAUCGAGACGGUGCUCGCCAUUGAACGAGGCACAUCCUGGGAGUGAUUGGUGGGGGCAACUCACGGAGUACAUUUAGGCCGACAUACGUGCAUGCAUGCAUGCAUGCAAAUGCAAGAGUUGUGAUGGCCGCAGAAGAGGCCGGGCUGUGGAUGGAAAAGAAGCAAUGGGGCUGGGGUGAGGGAAGUGCAGGAUGGGACUUUCUUAGAGUUAGUUGCCUGAGGUCAUUUUGCCCGUCUUUGCGGCGUCCGGC